CUUCAGUCAAAAUCGCCUGUCUAAACAUAGACAGAACCGUCUGCCUAUUUUUUCUUUUAUGUCGAUAAAGUCUGAGAACUAACGUCACUUCACACUUUUCUGAUAACGUUGUCAUCGGCCUUUGUAUACUUUUUUACACUUUUUUUCUUUUUUAUAAAAUGUCUAAUUGGCCCUAUUACGCGCCCUUCGAGGUGGUGAUUCACAACAAACCGAACGACUGCUGGGUGUCCUUCCUGGGAAAGGUAUUCGACAUUACGCCUUUGAUAAAGGAAUAUAUGAACAAAAGAUGUAUCCGUCCCUUAUUGGCGAUGGCAGGUAAAGACAUUAGCCAUUGGUUCGACGAGAAGACAGGCGAUAUCCAGUACUACGUGCAUCCCGAGACUGGAUGCAAGGUGCCCUAUUGUCCUCAUGGCCCUAUUCCUGACGUACCAGUCCAGGUGCCUUCGACAGAAUGGAGACCAUUGGAUGGCAAACCUUGGUGGCAUGAUGACAAAUACCAGGUUGGACUUCUGACGAAACGGGUUCGCCCUAUACGAAUCAUCAACAUGAUUUGUCCCUUUGCUAAAGAGGUGAUGAUAAAUGUUUGCUGUGAAGACACUUUCUACAGGAUUCAAGAAAGAUAUUCGAUAUUCAACAGUGACGCUGAUAGCUACACCUGGAGGCACUAUUUCUUCAUACAUGAGCAAAAACAUCAACAUGAACAAAACGAUGGAAGAAAACGGUAUCCCAGAUGAAAGGGACCUCUUCACAGAGCUUGGGAUGCCUCAGACUUACUACGUACCAAGUGUGUUUUUGUAUUACAACGAUGACUUAAAAUACUUUGAUUUUGAUGAGGAAGAAUGUCAACCUGUGGAUUUUGACGCUGUAUAAAAUAAUGUCAAUACAUUAUUACUAUCUA
Acanthoscelides obtectus is the source of this 898-nucleotide messenger RNA. NCBI's taxonomy places the organism in Eukaryota, Metazoa, Arthropoda, Insecta, Coleoptera, Chrysomelidae. The record is from the annotation of a GenBank genome assembly.